AUGUCAGAUGCUAAAUAUUUUCAAAGAGGUAAAAUCCAAGAACUUCGUACCGAGCUAAAUUCGGAAAAGAAAGAUAAGCAACAUGUAAAAAAGAAGACAGUACUUAAAAAGAUUGUAGCCAAUAUGACGAUGGGAAAUGACAUGUCACCAUUAUUUCCUGACGUAAUUAGUUGUAUGAAAAUUCCCGUACUAGAAAUCAAAAAAAUGGUUUAUCUUUAUUUAAUCAAUUAUUCAAGAACAAAACCUGAUAUGGCUGUCAUGGCUAUACCGACUUUAAUUAAGGAUGCAGAAGAUCAUAAUCCUUUAAUAAGAGCAUUAGCGAUAAGAACGAUGGGUUAUAUAAGUGUUGAAAAGGUGGUGGAUGCUUUGAUUGAUCCAUUAAGACAUUCUUUACGAGACCAAGAUCCAUAUGUAAGAAAAACUGCUGCAAUCACAGUAUCAAAAUUAUAUUUGUAUGAUAGAUCAUUAGUAGAAAGUGAAGGAUUUAUAGAUAUGUUGAGAGAUAUGUUGGCCGAUUCCAAUCCUACCGUUGUUGCAAACGCUGUCGCUGCUCUAACCGAAAUAUCAGAAAGAUCAGAUAAUAUCUCAUUAAAAUUAAAUAUGACAAUUGCUAACAAAUUAGUAACAGCUUUGAAUGAAUGUUCCGAAUGGGGACAAACAUAUAUACUUGAAUCUUUGAUGUUUUAUGUCCCUUUAGAAAUGGGAGAUGCAGAGAUGUUGGCUGAACGUAUUGCACCAAGACUACAACAUGCUAAUUCUAGUGUAGUGCUAACUGCAGUAAAAGUUAUCAUGUAUUUAAUGAAUUACAUGACUAAAGAAGAUGAUAUUACAAAUAUGUGUAAAAAAUUAUCCCCUCCUUUAGUGACAUUACUUUCAAGUGGACCGGAAGUUCAGUAUGUGACACUUCGUAACAUACUAUUAAUCAUUCAAAGAAGACCAGAUGUAUUAAGAAAUGAUAUUAAAGUAUUUUUUUGUAAAUAUAAUGAUCCAAUCUAUGUUAAAUUGGCAAAACUUGAAAUAAUGUUUCGAUUAGCCAAUACUGACAAUGUCGAUCAAGUUCUCUCAGAAUUAAAAGAAUAUGCAACUGAAAUUGAUGUAGAUUUUGUUAAGAAGGCUGUAAGAUCGAUUGGCCGAUUGGCUGUGAAAAUUGAAUCUACAGCAGAUCUUUGCAUAGCAGCUUUAUUAGAACUUAUCCAAACAAAAGUUAAUUAUGUUGUUCAAGAAGAUAUAUUUAGAAAAUAUCCAAAUAAAUAUGAAAGUAUAAUAGCGACAUUAUGUGAAAAUUUAGAUAACUUGGAUGAGCCUGAAGCAAAAGCAGCAAUGAUUUGGAUAAUAGGUCAAUAUGCUGAUCGUAUAGAUAAUUCUGAUGUAUUAUUAGAUGAUUUCCUGUAUACAUUCCUUGAAGAUCCUGUUCAGUUAUCAUUGUUAACAGCAAUUGUAAAACUUUUUAUUAAAAGACCUGCAGCAGGACAAGAACUUGUUCCAAAAGUAUUAAAAUUAGCAACAGAAGAUGUUGACAAUCCAGAUCUACGUGAUCGGGGUUAUAUUUAUUGGCGUUUGUUAUCGACUGAUCCUGCUGCUGCAAAAGCUGUUGUAUUAUCAGAAAAACCAGGAAUUACCACCGAAUCAGAAAAUAUGGAACCUGCUUUAUUGGAUGAAUUGUUAUUGAAUAUUUCAAGUCUUUCAUCAAUUUAUCAUAAAUCUCCACAAACUUUUAUUCAUCAUUGUAAACCUCAUUCUUUAAUCCAAUCUCCAGUUUUGAAUAGAAGAUAUUCAAGAAAAACACAAGAUUUAUUUGACACCGAUUUUGAUAAAUAUAUUAACGAUAUUGGAAUAAUCGAAACAAAUCCUUAUAACGUAGAUGUUGCAAAAAUCGAU
Molecule: messenger RNA, 1878 nt
Organism: Entrophospora candida
Lineage: Eukaryota; Fungi; Glomeromycota; Glomeromycetes; Entrophosporales; Entrophosporaceae
Source: the annotation of a GenBank genome assembly